AUCGUCGUGCACCUAUGUGUUUUUUUUCCUCUCUCUCUCCCUCUUCUCUUUUAACGCCCUCUCUCUCUCUUUAUGUUCGUGUGAUACGCUCUGUCGCGGCGCCGUGAUGAGAUCGGGAUAUUGCAAAGAAGAAGAGUGGACAAUACUGGAUAAACUGUGGACUUAGAAGAGAAUUCGUGAUGAUUUUAGCGGAAGAGGAAGAGAAAAUCCCAGAUGCUUGGACCCAGUCGGCGCUGGACCGCGUGUGGCUGGCGACCAACGAGAUGCUGGAGUUGGACCCGGACGUGACGUGGUCCCAGGAGGGGCCCACGCUCUCCAACGACAUUUGGAAGAAGUUCGAGCUGAUCCCCACCCCGCCGCGCUCCCCGCUCAGGGACACCGAGUUCGACCUGGGGAGUCUGCCCGACGACCUGCUGCUGCCCAUUGACCUGCCCCUGCUGGAGGGCGAUGAACUGGACGUGGACCUGGACAACAUUGACCUGGAUGAGUUCCUGCUCAGCGGUAGCACCGUGCCCGAGCCCGUGCCCUGCGCGCACGGCCUCGCCCAGGAGAACUGCAACAGCUGCACACAGCUCGCCUUGGCGGGCUCCGAGCUCCGCCAUGACUGCAUGUGGCAGGGCACGUGCACGGCCGAGGCGCACUCGCACCACCAGUACAGCCGCACGCACAGGGACUCGUGCUCACACAUCACAGACAUCCUGAUGGACUCGUCGGGCGCCCUCGAGUGCGCCGCGGGAUUCACACACCUGGCGGACUUGCACAGCCCCGAGGACGAGGCCCAGAUCGACGCGGUGACGGACCCUGCGGGGUUGCACCACACCCUGACACACCAGGUGGCCCGCCCCGACACCCCCUCCGAGUCCUCCGAGACGGACACGGACGAGGACAACGACCACAUGGACGAGGACAUCGAGGCCAACAACCACUACGGCGUGUGUCGCGAGGAGGAGGUCUACACGAGCGAAGAGCCGCCCAGCUCCUCGCUCGACAUCGUUCACAUCGACCACAGUUACUACUGCUCUAGAAUACCCUCGCCAGCGACGCGGACGUCGUCAACGUCUUCGUCCUCGUCGUCCUCGUCCUCGUCCUCGUCCUCGUCGGUGUCGGCGUCAUCGUCGUCGUCGUCGUCGUCAUCUUCGUCCCCCACCUCCACCUCCACACACACCACAUCGUCGUCGACGUUAUCGUUACACCGCCGCCAUUACCCGUCGUCGUCGCUUCUCCACACCCCAUCAGACUCCGAGGACGAGAUCGACGUGGUGAGCGUGGGCAGCUCGGAGACCGCCCAGGCGUCGACGCAGAGAGGCAACAGCGGCAGGAAGCGGCGCCUGGCGGUGAGCGCCGAGGUGGCCGUCAAGAAGGUGGUCAAGAUCCGCACGGGCUCCCUGCCCACCAACCCCUCGCGGCGCAUGCGCAAGCAGCUGCAGCACGCCAUGGCAGCGGGCGUGAAGCGGCGAGGCUCCGGCAGCGCAGCGCACCUGAGACGGGCGGCCGCGUGUUCGGGCGCCGACGCGCACCACAAGACGCCGAAGCGGCUGCACGAGCGCGGCGCGCUGGGCCGCAAGCGCGGCUCGCCCCGCUCCGACUGCGACGACCCCGAGAAGCGGCAUCUGCACAACUCGCUGGAGCGCAUGCGGCGCGUGGACUUGCGCAACGCCUUCGAGGAGCUGCGCGUGCGCGUGCCCGACCUCCAGGACCGCGAGAAGGCGCCCAAGGUGGAGAUCCUGAAGAAGGCGUCCGAGCACUGCCGGGAGAUGAUGCAGCGCGAGCAGAGCCUCUUGCAGGAGAAGGAGCGCCUCAGGAGAUACGAGAGCGAGCUGCGGCGGCGGCUGCAGGCGCUGCAGAGUAGACACUAACUGCGUCGUCGCCUAGGUGUUCGUCUGUAAUUAGUCACUUCGUAGCUGGUAGGCCUAGCGAGAGGGCGCGACGCCGUCCCCCUCUCCCCUCCCCGACCACAGUGGUGCCUGCAGAAGGGUCUCGAUGCGCAGUGACGGUAGCCGCCUCCGCCUCCGCCUCCGCCGCCGGAGAGUGUGCGUCGGUGUGGCUGAGAGGCUUCGUGCCGGGCAUCGGCACCGGGCAGCGGGUCCCUUCGGCCGAGGCCCCGGCGGUGCCCUCGCCGCGCGGGGCCUCCCUGCCUUCCUAGGGGCCGGCGGCGGCGUGGCUCCGCCCACAGACUAAGUAGGAUCCAAAGGGUCUUUCUGUAAGCAAGGUCGCUGUUUGUAUAUACCUGUUUUAUUUACGUGGUAUUAUUAUUAUCAUUAUUAAUUAAUAAUUAUUAUUAUCAAUGCUACUGUAACUGUAAUUAUUCGUCUGAAAUCCAAGAAGAUUUUGUCGCGUGUAGAUAUUUCUAUUUAGCAGUAAGGGUUUGGUCACUGAAGUACCUUCCCGGUCGCCCCGCCCGGCGGCGACCGGCCUGUAAAUGUGUAAAUAUCCAUUGGCGUGAUUCAUUUGUGAUCUAGACAUAUUGUAGUUUCCGGAGGGCGGAGCUUGGCAGAGGGAACACCCCCACCCCCUUUCGUCCCUCCGGGCCACGCCCCCUCCCCUCCCCACGUCGGGGGCGAGGGAGGGGGUGGGGCGAGGGUCCGAUUGGGGGCCUUGUCGGUGCUGCUGUAGAUUAAUCACUUUUUGUUGUUAUUGAAAGGAUAUAUAUUUGAUCAUUAAUAAAGGAUUUUUUCACUUUAUAAUCUUUUUCGUGUAUAUAAGAAGAAUGCAAAUCUUUAGGUUUAAAAAGGACGAGACUGGUUCCCUUGGGCAAGCGGUCGCUCGCUGUCUAACCCGCGUCGGUUCCGCCGAAACCGAGCUGUUGAGCCACGCUAGGAGUUGUUCCGACGAGAAACGGACUGGACGCACUUAUCAUCUUCAUUAUUGUUAUAGUUAUUACACUUUUUCUUUAUAUAGCUUGGGAAAUUUUGGAAAAGAACAUUUUUUCUCUUACACUCGAAUAUUUGUGUUAUGCCAUCUCCAUGGUCGUGUUGGGCGCGCGUUGCCAUUGUGUGGGUGGUCGAGGGGUCGCUUCUGGGUGCCGCCGUUGGCCCCCACCCCCUUCGGCCAUCCCUUGGGUUGCCAUGAUUAGGAUUAAGGAUACCCCUACCCCCCCUACCCGUCUUGCCCUCCUUUCCCUUCCUCUUUUUUCUCUUUCCUUCUUCCCUCCUCCUUGCCUCUCCUCCCCCUCGCCCCCUCCUCCCCCACCCUGCACAUAACCCCUUAGCUUAAUUAUUUAUCUGUGUUAUUUAUCAUCAGAGCGUCAUCAUCAUCACCAUCUACUCUUAUCUCCCAUAUUCAUCGUCAGACAGAUAUCCUUUCAGUCACCUCAUCCUCAUCCUCGCCCGUUUUCAUCUCACGCGCGGUCACUUCACAUGUUCGCCUCGCCUCCCUCCUCCAUCGUCAGUUUUCUUAUUAUCAUUUUAUUUUUGCCUGAGAUAUCAUCAGUCAGACCCCCCUCCUCCCCAUUACAGCUCACUUCACCUCACCUCACCUCACUUCACCUCAUUUUUCGCCGGUCAAUCAUCCCCGCUCACUGGACCUUAAACCUCGCGUCAUUUUAGGUCAUGUCUCACCACCAGCGUGUUAGGACAGUACCCCCUCACUCGCACCCUUCCCCCCCCCACCUUCCUCGUCCCCUCCUCUCUCCUCUCCUCAUCUCCCCGUCCUUUCUCUUCUCUUUUCUCCCUCCGUUCCCUCGCCUCUCCACCCCUUCCCCUUCCCUCUCCUCGAAGACGAUGUAAAAUAAUGUUAAUAUUCAGUGUUUGGACCUGACUCAUAAGUGGCUCAUGAGUGGUACUGUA
Messenger RNA from Penaeus vannamei (Pacific white shrimp), 3785 nucleotides. Lineage: Eukaryota; Metazoa; Arthropoda; Malacostraca; Decapoda; Penaeidae. The record is from RefSeq and is a predicted model, not a curated record.